AUGGAGAACCCGCCGCAGGACAUUCACAAAGUUUUCGAUCUCGUCGAUUCGGUGUAUUCCCCGGACCUCCAGAAGGCGGCUAUCGAGAAGUUCUUUCUCCCAGAAGCGGGCUUUCGGUACCCAGUUUAUGCUAUUGAGCCUGGACCUGGUUCUAGAGAUAAGAUACUUGGCGUUUAUCAAUGGCUGCACAUCAUCUCCCCCAGGACCAGAGGGGUUAUCCAUCACGUCUGUUACGACAAGGGGAAAGAUAUGCUCUAUCUCGACGUCACGCAGCAUCUGCAUCUCCUCUACCUACCUUUCAUGGCGAGCAAGUCGAGAAUGGUUACACGCCUAACGCUAAAAAAGCAAAGCGGGCUUCACUAUAUCGCCAUGCAAGAAGACUUUAUGCAACCAGAUGACAUCGCCGGCCUACUUUUCCCGCCCAUCAAACGAGCCGUUCACUUCGUCCUGGUCCUAAUGGCAGUUUUACUCUGUUACCUCGCAAAGAUAGCGCAGUACAUGGGUUUCUUUCCUGUGAGUAUGAAGAGUGAAGGGGACCUCAAGACGAAACGCAAGGAUAGAAAGCGGGGUCGGAAGAAUGGCAAUAAUCAGAAUACCGGAUCCAGCCAGGAACAGGGAAGCAGUUCGAAGGACAGCGAUUUCCCUCCGCUCGGUGCUGACGGUGAUCAAGACAAGAGGAAGCGUCGACAAGCCGACCCGACUCCCAGUGAGGCCUCUACUGCAAAGGACUGA
This is a messenger RNA of Coprinopsis cinerea okayama7#130, 732 nucleotides long. RefSeq lists its product as hypothetical. The transcript is spliced from 6 exons. The coding region runs from base 1 to 732 and encodes 243 amino acids. The record is from RefSeq and is a predicted model, not a curated record. NCBI's taxonomy places the organism in Eukaryota, Fungi, Basidiomycota, Agaricomycetes, Agaricales, Psathyrellaceae.